Messenger RNA from Exophiala bonariae, 1308 nucleotides. RefSeq lists its product as uncharacterized. The record is from RefSeq and is a predicted model, not a curated record. The coding region runs from base 1 to 1308 and encodes 435 amino acids. The transcript has 4 exons. NCBI's taxonomy places the organism in Eukaryota, Fungi, Ascomycota, Eurotiomycetes, Chaetothyriales, Herpotrichiellaceae.
AUGCCAGGUUCUACCACGAGCCCAACUGCGCAAGGUGUUAUUUCAAUGUUAAGCAAAUACCCACUGACUGUUUGUCCAAGUGACAUGGUAGACCUUGAUCCAGUAUGCUGUCCUAUUGGAUUUUCCCAUUAUGGACAACACAUCAUUGGCAAUCUACCGUGCUACAGCACCCUGACAACCACAGUGUACUCCCCUGACGCGUCAGUACUGGCUUCGAUAACGUCUGUUGUCGCCGCGUCCAUAGCAUCGGCCUCUACAACUACAACACCCACCAUCAGUGUAAUUGUCAACCAAGUCUUUGCACUCGGACUCCCUUGUGCUGAUGAUGAGGGAGAUGGAGAGCAUUCCGGUCUCAGCAUCGGCGCCAAAGCGGGUAUUGGUGCUGGAGCAGGUGUUGGUGCGCUUUUGAUUCUGUUUGCAAUUAUCGCGUGCUUUAUGGUUGCGAAACGGCGGAGGAAGAAGAAUAAGCAGCAGCAACAGCAACAACAUGACCCAACUACUAGUAGCUCAGGGCUUCCAGUUCCGCAGAUGAUGGCCGGGACAGGUUCCGGAGUCUCCGACGGCAAACACCUCUCAGCAGCAACGACGAUGACGCCAGGAAGUCCGAUCAUGUUUCCACAACCGCAAACACAGCCACAGAUGAAUCAAUACAUCCAACCCCAAUACCCCGGUGCCAUGGGUGGACAGCCGCAAUCCCACGGCUACAGCCCAGCAUUCGGACAUAGCCAGCCACUGGGCCCGCCACAGAUGGUGCAAGACCAAUACGGCGGCAUGUACAACAUGCAACCAACCGCCUCUCAACCAUAUCCAUACCAAUACCCUUCCCCCAGCCUCAUGACAGGUCAACAAGCCGGCAUGGGCAUGCCAUAUUCACCAACAUACAACCAGCAGCCGUCCGCACCGCCCCUCCAGCAAUUCUACCCUUACGAGCAGCAACACCAAUACCAGUAUCAAAACCAAAACCAACACCAAUACCAACAGCAACGAUCAACAAUAAACCCACACGCGCCCGUCCCCGUAGAAGCCGACUCGGGCACCUCCGGCACGAGCAACUUCCACGCGUCGUCGUCGCUCUCCAGCCCCAGCCAGCCAGGCCUCUCCAUCUCCAUGACGACACCACCACCACCACCCGUAAGCCAUGACCGCAAUGGUGCGAGCCAGCCCACCAGCUCCGUCUCCGUCAACGGCGGGCCCAGCGUCGCGGAGCUGAGCUCACAUGGUGGUGGAUCCACUCCGAGCCAGGACCAGAGCCAGGACCAGAGCCAGCGGCAUUUGAUCAAUAGGAAGUCGGUGCCGGGGUGGGGGUGA